ACUCCAAAUCAAACAUAUCUCUACUACGAAAUUUCAAAGAUAUCUCUGAAAACGAACUUCCUUCCCUCCACUGAACAAAAGCAGCAGAUUCUGUAAGGCCGGCCUAUUUACCGGCAGAAUUGCAAUAAUUUCAGUCCGUUCUGCACAGAUUGGAAGUGAAAAAAAGGAGGGGGGAUAAGGAAUUAAGGAUAUCCUAGUCCGAUGGAAAGGAUUAUGGUAGCUGUAAAGGCAUCCAAGGAAAUACCCAAGACGGCUCUUGUUUGGGCCUUGACACAUAUUGUUCAACCAGGAGAUUGCAUUGCACUUCUAGUUAUUGUCCCUUCCCAUAGUUCUGGUAGAAAAUGGGGGUUUCCAAGGUUUGCAGGAGAUUGUGCCCAUGGUCAUCGAAGGGCACACACUGGAACUAGUUCUGAGCAGAAAUCAGACAUAGCAGAUUCCUGCUCCCAAAUGAUCUUUCAGCUUCAGAAUGUAUAUAAACAGAAAAAGAUAAAUGUCAAGAUUAAAAUUGUUUCUGGGUCACCGUGCGGGGCUGUGGCUGCUGAGGCAAAGAGGACUCAAGCGAAUUGGGUCAUUUUCGACAAGCAGCUCAAGCACGAGGAAAAACGUUGCAUGGAAGAGCUGCUAUGCAACAUUGUAGUAAUGAAGCGGUCUCAAGCAAAAGUUCUUCGCCUUAAUUUAGUUGGUUCAUGUAAAAAGGAGAAUGAAGUUUCCAGUUCAAUGCCUCCAGAGAAAUCUCAAUCAAAUAGUCCAGAGAUACUCACUAGUCCAGAGAUAUUCACUGCCACUGAAGGUGGCGGUACCCCCUCAGCUUACAGUUCUGAUCCAGGAGGAACCUCUCCAUUUUUCAACAUGUUACCAGGUAUAGAUGUACAAAGAGGAGCGCUGUUGGAUAUAAGAGAAGACAACCAUGGCAAUGAAUCACGUUGGGAGAGUGAUAGUGAAAACCUGUCUUGCUCCUCAAGAAACGUAAUUGUUCAUCCAUGGAUGUCAAACAACUUUGUCAAACCACAAUUCCAGUCCCCCUAUCACCACCAAGCUCAAAUCUAUGCAACUAAGGGCAUGCUUGAAGAUGGCAGAUUUGCAGCAUCCCCAAGCUUUAGGUCUGACCUGGAUUUCACCGGAAAUUUGAGAGAUGCAAUUUCACUUUCCAGAAGUGCCCCUCUUGGUCCACCUCCCUUGUGUACAAUAUGCCAACACAAGGCACCUGUCUUUGGGAAACCUCCUAAGUGGUUCAGCUAUGCUGAGUUGGAACAUGCAACAGGUGGAUUUUCUCAGACCAACUUUUUGGCCGAGGGAGGGUUUGGAUCUGUUUACAGAGGUGUCCUCAAUGACGGUCAGGUGGUUGCUGUUAAACAACAUAAAUUGGCAAGUUCUCAAGGAGAUCAAGAAUUUUGUUCAGAAGUUGAGGUUCUUAGUUGUGCUCAGCAUCGGAAUGUAGUUAUGUUGAUAGGAUUCUGUAUUGAAGAUAGCAGAAGGAUGUUAGUCUAUGAAUACAUUUGCAACGGAUCUUUAGAUUCCCAUCUUUAUGGAAAUAAUGAAGAACCCUUAUUGUGGUCUGCCCGCCAAAAGGUGGCUGUCGGAGCUGCAAGGGGAUUGCGUUAUCUUCAUGAGGAAUGUAGAGUAGGAUGCAUUGUUCACCGAGACAUGCGGCCCAACAACAUUCUUAUCACCCAUGACUUUGAACCACUGGUUGGAGACUUCGGUCUAGCUAGAUGGCAACCUGAUGGAGAUACAGCAGUCGAAACACGUAUUCUUGGGACAUUUGGGUACUUGGCUCCAGAGUACACUCAAAGCAGCCAGAUCACAGAAAAAGCCGAUGUUUACUCAUUUGGUGUGGUACUUGUUGAGCUUGUCACCGGACGCAGAGCAGUGGAUCUAACCAGGCCCAAAGGCCAGCAGUGCCUCACAGAAUGGGCCCGUCCAUUGUUGGAAGAAUAUGCCGUUGAGGAAUUGAUCGAUCCCAGGCUAGAAAACUGCUAUGUGGAGCAUGAGGUUCAUUGCAUGUUACAUGCUGCAUCGUUGUGCAUACGUCGUGAUCCUCAGGACAGGCCACGCAUGUCUCAGGUACUUCACAUGCUUGAAGGGGACAUCAUCAUGGACUCAGGUCGCAUAUCUACCCCAGGACAGAGCAGAAGGAUAUGGACUGAUGCCUCCCCACAGUAUCAAAGAUACAGCGGCCCUAUGUUAAAUGAAGUGCUGGAGGGUUUUACUCCCAAGCUCUCCUUGGAUAUAUAUACUAAAAUCCCCAAGUGGGAGAAAAAAGAUGAUGAUAUAGCCACAGGUCAGGAAAUUCAAGUUUUCCCAUGAUGUCUCACCAUUCUAGUGAGGCAUCUGCGCUGUGUUUAACAGUUGAAGAGGACAGGUGAUUUCCACCCUUUUCUGUAUACAUGUGCUAUAUAUACUCUACUGCACAUGCAGUAUUCAUGCUUUGUGUGAUUUAGAUGGAGAUAGAAAGUCACUCCAUUUCCUUCUCAUUCCAUGUUCAUUUAUAGUUUGUUGUUGGUGAGGUUUCACACCACCCCCUCUUGUGAAAAUUGUUCAUUCACAUCACAAAGAAGGUUAAGAGGGGGGGACAUCAGGUGUGAAGAAAUUACUCUAUAGUACGUUAUAUGGUUAAUUAGAACAAAACCACUGUCAUGUAUAACAUUUGUACUAUAGUAGACGGCAGAAAAUGUAAAAACGAUCCAUGAUGGAAUGACAUUAAGUUUUGUUCAAAAUGUAAUAUUUCGUAGUCUAAGUUAAUAGGACUCUAUUUUUCUGAAGGUAAUAGAGUACUUUAAAAAAACAAUUUUUUGAUAAAAUACCACUUCUGGUCAUGUCUCAUGUGUAGAAUGCAAGACUGUCUCACAACAUGAGAUGUUAAAGGCGGAAAGAUAUGUGAGAUUAUGUUAAGUAAGACUAUCAUUUUGUACCCGUUUGUAAGACUGUCUCACAACCCGUUUGUACGAAGUGUACUGAUACACAGAUUAAUUUCCUUGCUCACACAAGUGAAGAGAUUAAAUGUUUGCGUACAAGUUGGUGUUGGUUUGCUAAUAGAAUACCCCUAAAAUGUCAGAACGAAGCUAAAUUUUUGUUCAAAUACAUUUUAAAAUUAUGGUUUGGUGAAUACGUCUUUUUUUAAAAGAACAUUAAGGACGUCCGACAACCGUUCUUGUUAUAAUGGAAGUCUUGUUGGGGAACAGUUGUUCAACGUCAUAAAAGCCAUCAAAUUGAUAUCUUUAUUAUUGAAAAUUUCAAACUUUCUUUUACGAUUUACUCUUCGCUAACAGAUUCAAUAGUAGUAAAUCUUGACAAGUAAAAUUUAGAAAAAUUACACUCAAAUUGAAGCUGGUAAAAUAUUAAAUUUGAAAGAUUUUGAAAAAUUAGACUCUGAAUAUCCUCCCAUUUUUACUCUCAAAGAUGGAGGUGAUGUUCAAGUAUGGAACAUUGAAAUCAUAAAAUGAGCAUUUUUGCAUUCAGAGUAUUAUUGAAUCAAAAUGAGGAAAUGUUAAAGAAAAAAGUAUAAAAAUACUCAAAUGUAGAACUACAACAGGAUUAUCUUGUAAUUUGCCAGCAACAGUACCACACUAAGAGAGCAUCUUAUGCCCUCUGCUUCUAUUGUUGAAGUAUCCAUGUUUUGAUUUAAGCAUUCAGCCAAUAACUUCAUAACAUUCCCUUCUGUGAAAAUAUAUAGAAACCGAAAUGGAGCUUUAAGAAGAUGAAGAUGAUUUUAGUUUUUAGAGCUUAUUUUUUCUUCCAAAAACUAAAGCAACAGAUCUACAUUUACAACAAAAGCCAUAAAUAUGAUAACAAUUUAAAAAUAACAAGCAAAUAAUUGCGCAACAAAAAUACAUAAACACAUACAGUACAUUAAGCCAAUGGAGCAGCCGGAGGAUGGCUGGCCAAUAGACCGCCGGAUUCCUCAUCCAAGUACAAAUCGUCGGUCUUCCUGAGAGCGCCAUGAGCAACAACGACCAGUGCUCCGAUUAUCAGAGAUACGACAAUAUUCCAGGUGGCGUUGGUAAAGAAGAGCAGAAAUAUCGUGAGUACGGACAUAACAAUCAGCACCACACGAUCGGUAAUCUCGCGGUGGAAGAUCACUAAAGGCUCGUCGCGGAGGAAGUAGAGGAAUAGCCACGCAGCCAUUAGGGCGAUGAAAACGAUGAGCGAGAUCGGAUGCCAUAGGAGGCUGAGGAAGAGAAUCAGGAGGACGACGAGGGCGUAGUUCAUCCGGAAGUAGCUGAUGUUGAUUUUGAAUCGAGCCACCGCGUCGUGGAAGUUGGAGGGGAGGCGGACGGAGUGAAUGUCGAACAUCUCCCGCCAUGGCCGCCGCGUGGCUAGCCCCUCCUUUAUCGUGUCCUUCGCGCGGGAGAUGUACUCCACGGUGGCACCGCCAGCGGAGGACGUCGGGAUUGUGCCGUAGGUCGUCAUUUCCCGGCGGAAUUGGAUCAAUCGGGAAAAUCAAAUCAAGUCCGUGCGAUGCGAUGCACAGAAUAAUAAAUGACGCGGGUUAUCUAUAUAUCGCGGACUGGCGGAUUGGUUAGAUUGAGCGGGCCCCACACCACUCUGGUGAUUCGCUGUAUGAGAGAUUAGCGGCUGGGAUUGAUGGGGGUUCACGGCAAGGAACAUGAGUCCGAGCCACUGCAGAGCAUGAAAGGGC
Molecule: messenger RNA, 4639 nt
Organism: Cuscuta epithymum
Lineage: Eukaryota; Viridiplantae; Streptophyta; Magnoliopsida; Solanales; Convolvulaceae
Source: the annotation of a GenBank genome assembly